Messenger RNA from Lottia gigantea (owl limpet), 1185 nucleotides. RefSeq lists its product as hypothetical. The transcript has a single exon. Lineage: Eukaryota; Metazoa; Mollusca; Gastropoda; Lottiidae. The record is from RefSeq and is a predicted model, not a curated record. The annotation marks the transcript as partial.
AAUGAAGGCAUACAGCAUAUUAUGGUUGUUGGUGGGCAUUUUAUUUGGACUUAACAAAGGUUCGGAUGAUGUGACUACAGAAGCACCAACAGGUGAAAAUACUACUCAAGAUACCAAUGAUCGUAUGGAACUGAACAUCUUCAAAAUAUUUGCUUUGGUUCACAAGUUAAACCACGAGGUUGUUAUGAAGCAAGUGGCAUUAGCUUCAUGUCAAAGAGAAUUUGUAGACUUAGAGGAGGUUACUGAAGUUGAUAGUCAGGAUCCAGCCGUAAGCAGUGAUAACAUGGCUUUGGAAAUGUCAGAAUCGGUACCAGAUCAAAUUCCAGCCACAACAUUGGAAGUAAGUGUACCGAUACAGAUGCCAUCUGAGGCGUUGAUUAACAAGGAGCAACAGUCUGAUAAUGACGUGUUGGAAACUCAAGGUGUAGAUAUUCCUAUUCAGCUUCCAGAACAAGACACCAUCAUUGACAACUCUUCUGUCGAUGGUCAACCGAUUCAGCUUCCAUCUGUUCCAGUAGAAGUGGUAACUGCAGAAGGAACUAUUCAAAAUAAAAUAAGAAAACGACACGAGAGAAUGCCUAGAUUGUUUGAGUUCAUCAUGAACAGUUUGGUUCGACGUUAUGUAUUCUAUGACGAAGCUGUUACUCAAUGUGAAAGUGCCGUGUCUCAGUUACGAAAUCAGGACAUGGCCACAAUUAGUCCGGAAAUAUCUAUAACACCAGUAACAUCAAGUUCAGCUCCAUCCACCUCCACUACGGCGCCGUAAAUCAAGUUCAUUUACUUUUUUAGGACACUUGCAAUUUUAACUGAUAAACAAGGAUGAGGCCAUUUAUUGUACCAAUUAACCAUUCAAUACGUCAAUGGGGUUCUGUUUCUUUCGGAACAUGUUUGUGUUAAUAAGAAACACGUGAAUACCAAAAUGUGCCGAAACACUCAAAGGUUUGGUAUGAUUUUGAUGAAACUAUCACAGACUUAAAAGAACAUAUUGGCAUUUUUUAACAUAAAUCUUAUAUAAUAAAUAAUUAUUUAUUCUACUUUGAAAUUCUUAGUAAGAUAAACAGGAAAGUCGUAACAGCGAUUGCGACAAAGAAAAAAGAGAAAAAUAUUUUCUUGAAAUCUUUAUGUAACAUGACAAAAGCUGGCGUCUGCAUUAGUCGCUUUUUAAAUAAAAUGUUUAGCACUCUC